Molecule: messenger RNA, 1820 nt
Organism: Oryza sativa Japonica Group (Japanese rice)
Lineage: Eukaryota; Viridiplantae; Streptophyta; Magnoliopsida; Poales; Poaceae
Source: RefSeq, a predicted model, not a curated record
UCACUCUCUCACCACCAUCUCCCUCUCUCUCUCUCUCACGCUCCCCUCCUCGCCUCGCCUGAGCAGCCACCGGAGCAGCAGCAGCAGCAGCUCGCCGCCGACGAGUCGCCGACGACGAUGGGGUACACGUACACGCCGACGUACUACUCGGGCCUGCACGACACCAUCGCGUCGCUGUGCAAGUCCAUCCUCCCCUUCGGCGGCUUCAGGUCCGGCCGCCGCCUCACCGCCGACCAGGCCGCGGCGAGGCGCCACGCCGACGCGCUCAAGUGGCAGCAGGAAUCGUUCCACCGCAUCCUCCACCUCUCCGCGCUCCACCGCGAGGGCAUCGUCCCGCCCUCCGACGUCGACGCCUUCCGCGCCGACAUGCUCGCCACCCUCGCCGCCGCCCCGCCCCCGCCCGCCCACCCCGACCAGCCCGCCAUCCUCCGCGACAAGCUCCUCUUCCUCCAGGAGCUCUUGUACGCCAAGUGCAUCUCGGCGGCGGAGUACAACUCCACCAAGAGCCCACUCGUGCAGCGCCUCGCGGCGUUCGGUGUCGUGGUCGACUGCCCCGACGCGGACGUCGGCGAUGGCGGCGCGGCUUCGGCGGCGGCACCAGCCUCGUCGUCUUCCAUGGAGGAGUGGUCGGAGAUCGACCUCCGGGACCCGCCGCCCGCCGCGGCGGCCUCCGACAAGCCGAAGCACAAGGCCUUCGUCCCGCCAUGGAAGAGCAGAGGCAAGAAGGAGCUGGACGCAUCGAGGCCACCGUUAGCCCCCGUCGACCAGAACAACAGCAAGAACGCCCCAUCCGUCCUCAUGGCCGAGAGCUCGCCGUCGGAAGCCAUGCCCACCGCCAAGACCGACAAGGGGAAGAGGAGGCACCUGACGGCGAUGUUCCACAACGGCGGCAAUGGCAGCGAGAACAAGGAGCCCCCGGCGGCGUCCAUGGAAGGCACAGAUCAGGAGAAGGAUGCGUCAAAGAGCAAGAAGAAGAGUUCGUGGGGGUUCGAUGGCCUCAAGAAGUGGAAGAAGGCAAGCAACGAUGAGGCGACGGCCGGCGGUGAGCGGCCGGAGCACGCUGCGCCGCGGUCUUCGUACAGUGAGUGCCGGCUUGAGGCGAGCCCGGCUGUUGCCAAGGAUGCAAAGAGAGCCAAGAAGAAGCUGAAUACGGCCACCGGCGACGAUGAUUCUGCUUCCGAUUUAGCGAAUGAUAAGGUUUUGGUGGAGAACACAAAGAAAGAGCUUUCAAGGAUUCAGGCUGAGUUGUCAUCCACCAACCGAAACUUGAACUUUUCGGAUCAACAAAUUGAGGCCAUCUCAACAAGGCUUCCAGUGGACAAAUCUGACCUCAAGACCUUCUUCCCAAAGGCAUGGUGCGAUGAACACGGAGACAACGUGAUCAACGUGGCGAAGAAAGAGUUCAAGGAGCACGUCGAAGAGAUGGAGAAGCAGAGGGACAUCACCGGCGGCGGUGAUGGCUGGGUUGCAUUCGGAGACAGCCAUGACGAAAAUUUCAACCCGAGAGCAUUCUCUCAGCAUCAGGCUGCAGUGAAGGGUAACGUCCAUGACAGUCUUAGCAGCAGUCAACAUUUCACAAACCCUUUCUAUGACGAGAAGAAUCCUUUCUUGACUCCAAGCUACGAUUGAUACUGCGAGUGAAUGUAAUUGGUCUUUUGUGUUGGAAAUUUCUGUGAUAGUUUUACCUCCAAGUUACUGAUGUUGUACUUUAAGGUUCAAUUGUUAUAUUGGACCUAGGUUGUGUAUGAAUUUUCUAUGAAUUAUGAGCUUGUUCCAUGAGCACAAUUCCCAGUACCUACGACAACAAUGUCCCGGGAAAU